AUGUCGGACCGACAGGAUAAAACCAACGCAGAAACCAGAGAUGAGCAGAAUGUUUUCCUCUUCAUCUGGAUCCAGAACGACGUCGGAGGGAAGAGGAGUCUGAUCAACCGCUGGACGACCUUCCUUAAAGCCCGACUCGUCUGUUCUGUCCCCGGACCGUCCGGUGUGGACACGCACUUUGAUGAGCUGGAGGACAUUUUUGUUCUGGAAACCAAAGACCCUCAAAAUCCCACCAUCUAUGGCGUCUUCAGCACGUCCAGUUCUAUAUUUCGCGGUUCGGCCGUGUGUGUCUACUCCAUGGCGUCGAUCCGUGCGGCUUUCAACGGACCGAUUGCAGAGACCAGGAAGACGAGCAGAGAGAUGACAAAAAUAGGAAAAGCACAUUUUUGUGUUUUCGUUUUUAAACAGAUGAAGAAGAUGAGGAGGAGGAAAAACAAGGAGAGGAUGAGUCCGACUCCCGUCCUGAGCAUGGAGCUGUCGACCAAGAGGCAACAGCUGUACGUGUCCAGCGAGCUCAGCGUGGCCCAGCUGGGGCUCCAGAGGUGCGAGCUGUACGGGACGGACUGUGCUAAGUGUUGUCUGGCCAGGGACCCCUACUGCUCCUGGGAUGGCCAGACCUGCUCCAGAACAACUCGUUCAGAACAGUUACCACAUGUACGUCAAACUUUCCCUUCGUUUGGUGUUAGGCGGGCACGGAGACAGGAUGUGAAGUAUGGAGACCCCUGGAGUCAGUGCCCAGUCCCAGAGGACGACUCUGCCUCUGUGGAGGAGAAGUCUCUGUACGGCGUAGAAGGAAACUCCACCUUCCUGGAGUGCGUUCCUCGGGCGCCUCAGGCCGAGCUCAGGUGGACGGUGCAGCGGCACACGGGCAGCUCGCAGCAAACUGAGGACAGACUUCCUCUCAGCGAUGACGACCGCUCUCUCCACAUGAAGCGUGGUUUGCUGGUUCAACGCCCAGAGCUGGCUGACGCAGGCCUCUACGCCUGCACCAGCCAUGAGCACUCCUACAGCCAGGUCCUGGCCCGAUACCGCGUUCACAUCAUCCCCAACCACAGCCUGCACCCAGCUGCCCGACACCAGCAGAGCCACGGCCCCCACCACGGGAAGACUGACCCGCCGUCGUCUCUGCCGGGACUCAGGAACUCGUGGCUGCCGCAGCACCAAAGCUACAAGGACCUGCACACGGUGGGGACCAACAGUCUGAGCGUGGACGAGGACUGUGAGCAGCUGUGGUACCGAGAGAAGCGCCGGCAGCAGAAGCUCCGCACUCUGAAGCUGAAACAGGAGAGCAGGAAAGCUCGGGUGAGGAGGAACAACCCCCCUGAGCUUCCUCUCUAGUCGGCUGCAGGACAAAGACUCAGGACAACAGCUCCUGUGAACUCAGAGGACAACAACGCUUUGUUUUUGAGCAAAAUGCAUUAAAGACUGAGUGUAAUAUAAAAAAAGAGAGUAGUAUAUUCUUAACCUGAAUAUUAGACACCAUGGAAAUAGCAGUGUAGGAAACGUGACUUGUCUCUGAACUCAUGUUAUCAGCAGCGUUCACUGUGGUUUGGAACAAACAGCAGCUGGAACCUGUGAUUUUCUAAGUUCAGAGCAGCAGGACGUCGUCAGGCGUCUGAAUCAGAGACUGGAAAUAAAGUUUGGCAAAGCGUCUCCACUUUCUCCCUCGAUCCAGAAAUCAAGUCCAAACAUCUCACAUCACUUCCACCUCUCAUCUCACUUCCACCUCACGAUGAUGACGUCAUUUAGAGUUCGAGUCUGAUCGGGGGAUGGAGCCGUGGUAUCCAGGUCGAACCCGUACACUGGCUCGACCAAUCAGGAGUCAGUGUCAGCUGUCAAUCAUGACGUC
Hippoglossus stenolepis (Pacific halibut) is the source of this 1849-nucleotide messenger RNA. Its product is annotated as semaphorin-3D-like. Gene Ontology annotation, molecular function: chemorepellent activity; semaphorin receptor binding. The record is from RefSeq and is a predicted model, not a curated record. Gene Ontology annotation, biological process: neural crest cell migration; semaphorin-plexin signaling pathway; axon guidance. Bases 1 to 1338 code for a protein of 445 amino acids. Lineage: Eukaryota; Metazoa; Chordata; Actinopteri; Pleuronectiformes; Pleuronectidae. The transcript is spliced from 9 exons.